Alligator mississippiensis (American alligator) is the source of this 1397-nucleotide messenger RNA. Its product is annotated as BPI fold-containing family B member 2. Gene Ontology annotation, molecular function: lipid binding. The transcript is spliced from 9 exons. Bases 1 to 765 code for a protein of 254 amino acids. Lineage: Eukaryota; Metazoa; Chordata; Crocodylia; Alligatoridae. The record is from RefSeq and is a predicted model, not a curated record.
AUGAUAGAGCCCCCCGUGAUCACUGGGGACUACAUCGACCUGGAUCUAAAUGCUGUGUUCACGCUCAUGGGGAAGCCUCUUGUUUCGCCCGCCCGCCCGCCUCCCUUCUCCCUGCCGCAGACCUCGGGAUCCGGCGACUCCAUGGUCGUCUUGGGAAUUUCGGAGCAUUUGCUGAACAGCGUGCUGGCCAUGGCACAGCAGUUUGGGAGCUUCAACUUCCACGUUUUCCGGCAGACGAGUGCGUCCAUCGGUCACCUGACAACAUCCCGGCUGGGCUCCUUCAUCCCCGCAAUUGCUCACCAGUUCCCGCGCCCGGAGCCCGUUGGGCUGAAGGUGACGGUGAGCAAAGCCCCCAUCGUCACCUUUUUUGAGGGCAGAGCCGUCCUGAGCCUGCAUCCCUCCGUCGAGGUGGUGGCGGCGUUGUCGUCCUGGACUUCUGCUUCGCAGUCUCUCUUUACCCUGGACGUCGAUGUGGCUUUGGUUCUCCAUUUUGCUGUGACAGAAGUGAAGCUGCAGGCCUCUGUCUCUCUGCAAGGUGGUCUGAGGUUUGUGCUGGUUUCUUCCAGAGUUGGAUCUGUCAAGGUCUCCCGGGUGGCUUGUCUCAUCGCCUCCGCUUUUGAGGAGGCGCUCGUGGCUCGACUGAACGCUGUGCUGAGCGUGGGCAUAAAUCUGCCGUGCCUGAAUAACAUCAAGUAUGCCCACCCCCAUGCUGAGGUUCACAAGGGUUAUGCUGCGGUCAGCUGUGGCCUUGACUAUGAGCAGUGAAGCGAGGAGAGGAACAAAGAGGAAUAAAGCGUAACAGUUUUACUUGGCAAAAUAGUCGCCGUGUCAGUCCAUGAAUCUGAUGGCUUAAAGGUGAAGAGCAAUCAGUGCGUCUUCGUUGCACGACUUUGCAGCUAAUACGGCUGGCAUUUGGCAGGGGUGGUGUCUCUCGUUCUUGCGCUUGCUCUACUUAGUUUAGGCAACAUCUGCAUCUUUCCCAGACCUGAGGAAGGGCAUUUUGGGCAUGUCUACAUGUGCAUUUACACCAGCUUAAAUGUACUGCCCAGCAAGUUAGUGCACAGUAAGCAGGAAUAGGCUGGUGUCUACUCGUGUAGGCAUUAAAGUGCAUUAAUGCUGUGUGUGGGCUGACUUGGGACCAACUUUACUCCUAACUUUAUCUAAAUUUACUCCUGAUUAGUUACUGUGUAGAAACAAUGUGGUGGACUGACUUGGGACUAACUUUAGUCCCAAGUCAGUCCGCACACACACUGUUAUUGUGCAGUAAGACAUCUACACGUGCGUUUCUACGCAGUAACUAAUCAGGAGUAAAUUUGAUACCUGCAUGAUGUGAGUAUCAAAUUUAUGCUGAAGUUGGUGUAAGUCCCCAUGUUUACUGCGCAGUACAGGAGUGCACG